GGCGAAUGGCCUCGUUCAAGGCCUCGCUUGGUGCGUUGCUUACGGUUGGCAGUGCCUGGCCGCGGCUGUACGGCCUCCCGCUUCGGUCUUCCGCGCUCUGCUCCGCCUGGGCCGCCGCCAUGGAGCCUGCGCCGCGCUGGCUGGCGGGGUUGCGCUUCGACAACCGCGCCCUGCGCGAGCUGCCGGUGGAGACGCCGCCGCCCGGGCCCGACGGUGCCCAUUCCGCGCCGCGGCCGGUGCCCGGCGCCUGCUUCAGCCGGGUGCGUCCCUCCCCGCUGCGGGGGCCGCGCCUCGUGGCACUGUCGGGGCCCGCGCUGGCGCUGCUGGGGCUGGACGCCACCGCGCCCGAGGCCGAGGCGGAGGCCGCGCUCUUCUUCAGCGGCAACGCGCUGCUGCCGGGCGCCGAGCCGGCCGCGCACUGCUACUGCGGACACCAGUUCGGCCAGUUCGCGGGGCAGCUGGGCGAUGGCGCCGCCAUGUACCUGGGCGAGGUGUGCACGGCGACCGGCGAGCGCUGGGAGCUGCAGCUCAAGGGCGCCGGCCCCACGCCCUUCUCCAGACAGGCUGAUGGUCGCAAAGUCCUACGGUCAAGCAUCCGAGAGUUCCUGUGCAGCGAAGCCAUGUUCCACCUGGGAAUCCCCACCACGCGGGCCGGGGCCUGUGUCACGUCUGAGUCCACAGUGGUGCGCGACGUGUUCUAUGAUGGUAAUCCAAAAUAUGAAAAAUGCACGGUUGUGUUGCGUAUAGCUCCCACUUUUAUAAGGUUUGGAUCCUUUGAGAUUUUUAAGCCCACUGACGAGCACACAGGACGUGCAGGCCCCAGUGUGGGGCGAAAUGACAUCCGAGUCCAGAUGCUCGACUAUGUGAUCAGCUCUUUCUACCCUGAAAUCCAGGCCACCCACGCGAGCAACAGCGACCGUGUGCAGAGGAGUGCUGCCUUCUUCCGGGAAGUGACACGGCGAACAGCCCAGAUGGUGGCCGAGUGGCAGUGUGUCGGCUUUUGCCAUGGUGUGCUCAACACUGACAACAUGAGCAUUGUGGGGCUGACCAUUGACUACGGGCCCUUCGGCUUCCUGGACAGGUAUGACCCUGACCAUGUGUGCAAUGCCUCUGACAAUGCCGGGCGCUACACAUACAGCAAGCAGCCUGAGGUGUGCAAGUGGAACCUGCAGAAGCUGGCAGAGGCUCUGGAGCCCGAGCUGCCCCAUGCAGUGGGUGAGGCCAUCCUGGCUGAGGAGUUUGAUGCUGAGUUCGAAAGGCACUACCUGCAGAAGAUGCGCAAGAAGCUGGGCCUCAUGCAGGUGGAGCAGGAAGAUAGGGCGCUGGUGGCCAGGCUCCUGGAGACCAUGCAGCUGACUGGUGCUGACUUCACAAACACCUUCUAUAUGCUGAGCUCCUUCCCAGUGGAGCAACAGGCACCAGGCCUGGCAGAGUUCCUGACCUCGCUGACCUCACAGUGUGCCUCCCUGGAGGAGCUGAGGCUUGCCCUCCGACCCCAGAUGGAUCCCCGACAGCUUUCCAUGAUGUUGAUGCUGGCCCAGACGAACCCACAGCUCUUUGCACUCAUCGGUACCCAGGCGAACGUCACAAAGGAGUUGGAGCGCAUGGAACAGCAAUCACGGCUAGAGCAGCUGAACCCUGCCGAGCUCCGGAGGAGGAACAGUGACCACUGGGCUGCCUGGCUACAAGAAUACAGAGCUCGGCUGGACAAGGACAGGGAGAGUGUUGGUGACACCACUGCCUGGCAGGCUGAGCAUGUGCGCAUCAUGCGCGCCCACAACCCCAAGUAUGUCCUGAGGAACUACAUCGCGCAGAAUGCCAUUGAGGCUGCUGAGAAGGGAGACUUCUCAGAGGUGCAGCGUGUGCUGAAGCUGCUGGAAUCUCCUUACCACAGCGAGGGGGAGGCUGCUGAGGGCCCCGAGCCCACAGGCCCUGAAGGGGAGGCUGGUGAGCAGCGCUCCUAUAGCAGCAGGCCCCCCAUGUGGGCGGUGGGUCUCUGUGUGACGUGAUCCUCAUAGUGGCCUCGGUGACCCCCCAUGUACUUGGAGUCUUCCGAGGCCCCCAAGUGCUGCUGAGGUGCCGAGACAAGCCGGGCUGCCCUCCAGGCUGUCUCUCUAUGGUGGCAGAGAUGUCCAGUCAGGACCUGACCCCUCUCUGUCUGACGCCAACUUGGUAGCACUGCCCUAGCCCAGCACUCAACUUGCCCCAGCACCAGCUGCUUUAUGUGAGAACAAUGCAGAGUGCCAGGCCCUUAGUGGCUCUGGAAGCCCUCAUGUCCAUUUUGCCUCAGGGACUGGGCCCAGCCCUUGCUGAGUUGUGUUUCCUAAGCCUCUAAAUAAAGCUGCAGCUUUCUCACACCUGUCUUUUUGGUCUCUUGGCUCUGACCCCAGCCC
Molecule: messenger RNA, 2393 nt
Organism: Castor canadensis (American beaver)
Lineage: Eukaryota; Metazoa; Chordata; Mammalia; Rodentia; Castoridae
Gene: Selenoo
Product: selenoprotein O
Source: RefSeq, a predicted model, not a curated record